This is a messenger RNA of Mandrillus leucophaeus (drill), 3004 nucleotides long. It is a transcript of the gene ZBTB43, whose product is annotated as zinc finger and BTB domain containing 43. Gene Ontology annotation, molecular function: protein binding; DNA-binding transcription factor activity, RNA polymerase II-specific; RNA polymerase II cis-regulatory region sequence-specific DNA binding. NCBI's taxonomy places the organism in Eukaryota, Metazoa, Chordata, Mammalia, Primates, Cercopithecidae. Gene Ontology annotation, biological process: regulation of transcription by RNA polymerase II. The record is from RefSeq and is a predicted model, not a curated record. The coding region runs from base 291 to 1694 and encodes 467 amino acids. The transcript has 4 exons.
AAAUUAGCUCUUCUACAAAGAGGACACUUGGUCUGUAAAAGGGUCCAAAGCUUAGUCAGUCCCUAAAAUUGAUUGACCCGCUCCAGACUGUACUGCGCAGGCGCCCGCUACCUAUGCGCUCUCUCCGGACGCCCAGCUCAGACAAAGUCAAUGUGAUUUUAAUUUGAAGCAAAACUGAAAUGGGUUCUUCUUCCUCAUUCUAUUCAUAUUGCUUUUUGAUGGCCAUGGCAUAAGAAACUUUAUCCCAGGAGUACAGCUUUGCAUUAGCACCGAACAAGAUUUGUGAUGAAAUGGAGCCUGGAGCAAACUCUUUUCGGGUAGAAUUUCCUGAUUUUUCCAGCACCAUCCUACAGAAACUGAACCAGCAGCGCCAGCAAGGACAAUUAUGUGACGUCUCCAUUGUUGUCCAAGGCCACAUUUUCCGGGCACACAAAGCCGUUCUCGCUGCCAGUUCACCCUACUUUUGUGACCAGGUACUCCUGAAAAACAGCAGGAGAAUUGUUUUGCCUGAUGUGAUGAACCCAAGAGUGUUUGAGAACAUUCUCCUAUCUAGCUAUACAGGACGUCUAGUAAUGCCCGCUCCAGAAAUUGUUAGUUACUUGACAGCGGCAAGCUUCCUCCAGAUGUGGCAUGUGGUAGACAAGUGCACUGAAGUUUUAGAGGGAAACCCUACAGUCCUUUGUCAGAAGCUAAAUCAUGGCAGUGACCACCAGUCACCAAGCAGCAGUAGUUACAAUGGCCUGGUAGAGAGCUUUGAGCUGGGCUCAGGGGGUCAUACUGAUUUUCCCAAAGCCCAAGAACUGAGGGAUGGUGAAAAUGAAGAGGAGAGCACCAAAGACGAGCUGUCAUCCCAGCUCACCGAGCACGAAUACCUGCCCAGCAACUCGUCCACAGAGCAUGACCGCCUGAGCACGGAAAUGGCGAGCCAGGAUGGGGAGGAGGGCGCCAGCGACAGCGCCGAGUUCCACUACACCCGGCCCAUGUACAGCAAGCCCAGCAUCAUGGCUCACAAACGCUGGAUCCACGUGAAGCCCGAGCGCUUAGAACAGGCUUGCGAGGGCAUGGAUGUGCACGCGGCCUACGACGAGCAUCAGGUCACAGAGUCCAUCAACACCGUGCAGACCGAGCACACCGUCCAGCCUUCGGGAGUGGAGGAGGACUUCCACAUCGGGGAGAAGAAAGUGGAAGCCGAGUUUGAUGAACAGGCUGAUGAAAGCAAUUAUGAUGAGCAGGUGGAUUUCUAUGGCUCCUCCAUGGAAGAGUUUUCCGGAGAGAGGUCGGACGGGAACCUCAUUGGGCACAGACAGGAGGCUGCCCUCGCAGCAGGCUACAGUGAGAAUAUUGAAAUGGUAACAGGGAUUAAAGAAGAAGCUUCCCACUUAGGAUUCUCAGCCACCGACAAGCUGUAUCCUUGUCAGUGUGGGAAGAGUUUCACUCACAAGAGUCAGAGAGAUCGGCACAUGAGCAUGCACCUCGGUCUGCGGCCUUACGGCUGUGGCGUCUGCGGUAAGAAAUUCAAAAUGAAGCACCACCUCGUGGGCCACAUGAAAAUUCACACGGGCAUAAAGCCGUAUGAGUGUAAUAUCUGUGCAAAGAGGUUUAUGUGGAGGGACAGUUUCCACCGGCAUGUGACUUCUUGUACCAAGUCCUACGAAGCUGCAAAGGCUGAGCAGAAUACAACUGAGGCUAACUAAAAAUAGGAUCUGGCCCUUGAGUGGCAUGCACAAAAAUAAACUAUGGUAAUUAAUGCAAAUCUGGGCACAGAUGAUGCGUGCUACUUGCUAUUAUGAGAGAAGCUUAAAAAAAAAAGGAAGAUAUUUCUGAAAGACCAGCUCUAAGUAGGCCAAUUAAAAAAAAUCUAAUUCCUCAAAUUUGUGUGUUCCAGUCCUGGCCUGGAAUGGGUAAUGGGGUGAGUUAACCCACCGCCCAGCUGGCAAGGGAAACCUUCUGACCGGUUGUGAUUGAAACAGGUGGACAGAGACACCUGCACUUGGAACUGGACUCCACCCACCAGUUCCGUUUCGGGUGGCAGCAGCUUUGGAUCACUCAUUACUACAAGGUCAUGCUGAAAUUUUAUUUUGCUCUUGCUAUAGAUACUUAGGUAAUGUGGAUUUGUUUUGAUAGCUAUUUCCCUGAAGGAAGUGCUACUUAUAUAAAAGCUACAACUAAUGUGAUUCCUAGGAUGAGAAAUUGGUUAACAGAGCUCUGUUGUCUGGUUUUAUUCUUUCUAAAGGAUAUUUUCACUAAAACUAUGGAGAUGCUAAGAGAAUGACGUUCUAAAUAUGAAACAGAUAACUUACGGUACAAGACUGACAUAGUGCCCUUGUCAGUUUCUGUAAGAUGCCACUACUGUCACAAGGUGUUUCAGACUCUUGAUAAGGCAGUGUUUUGUAUUUUAGUUCUAACAUUGAGUUUGAACAGUUGUAUCUAAUUGUAAUUCUCUAGGGUGCCAGAGAUAGGUAUUUCUCAUUGGUUUGCUUUCCCAAAUCCUGUUUGGUUAAUUGUAGCCUCCAUGCAGUGGGGUCUGCUCUGUGGCUGGUAGACACCAAGCUGCUGUGACUGACCACGGUACCACGGGCCGCUGCAGCCCCUGCUCUGUCUUAGAUUAUGGUGCUUUACAAAGAGGGUGGUCCAUGACCACACUUAGUGGGAAGGAGCCCCAAGUUGUGGCUGAGAGUUCCCUGUGAACUUUGGCAGUUCAUAGAGUGCUAAGGUGACACUCCACCAACCAGAGUGAGAGGGCAGAUAGGCAGGAUUCUAUGAGUGAUCAUACUUAAGGGGAAAAAACGUGCCCAAGGAGAAUCUUGAAAAUACACUCUUUCAAGGUGGGGGAGAUACUCUUUAGGGGGUACACUGAGCUAAUACUGCCAGUUCUUUAUGAGCGCCGGAAUGUGCUUUUAAAAGGAGUCCUAAGUUUAGCAAAGUAGUCUACAGAAUCAUGCUCCCAAAUUAUAGAUAAAGCUGCUUAAACUUACAAGUCCACAAAGCUAUGCCGACCAGAAAA